Molecule: messenger RNA, 2600 nt
Organism: Perognathus longimembris pacificus (Pacific pocket mouse)
Lineage: Eukaryota; Metazoa; Chordata; Mammalia; Rodentia; Heteromyidae
Gene: Niban2
Product: niban apoptosis regulator 2
Source: RefSeq, a predicted model, not a curated record
CGCGGGAGGCUGAGGCGGCCGGCGGGAGGGACGCGGCUGGGGCCGGAGCGGAGCGGGAGUGGAGGCCGCGCGACCAAGGGGCGGCGGAGCAGCAGGAGCCGGGCGGGCCGGGCUCCAUGGCGCCAGCGGCGUCGGUCUGAGCAACGCGAGUAGCGGCGGGCAGAUCCGGCCGCGGCUCCUCCUCGUCAUGGGGGACGUACUGUCCACUCACCUGGACGACGCUCGGCGCCAGCACAUCGCAGAGAAAACCGAGAAGGUUCUGAAGGAGUUCCUCCGUUUCUAUGAGGACCAGUAUGGCGUGGCACUCUUCAACAGCAUGCGCCACGAGAUUGAGGGCACCGGGCUGCCCCAGCCGCAGCUGCUCUGGCGCAAGGUGCCCCUGGAUGAGCGCAUCAUCUUCUCAGGCAACCUCUUCCAGUACCAGGAGGACAACAAGAAGUGGAGGAACCGCUUCAGCCUUGUGCCGCACAACUACGGGCUGGUGCUGUACGAGAACAAAGUGGCCUAUGAACGGCAGGUGCCACCCCGAGCCAUCAUCAACAGUGCAGGCUACAAAAUCCUCACCUCCAUGGACCGGUACCUAGAGCUCGUUGGCAACUCUUUACCAGGGACCACAUCGAAAUCAGGCUCUGCUCCCAUCCUCAAGUGUCCCACGCAGUUCCCACUCAUCCUCUGGCAUCCCUAUGCACGUCACUACUACUUCUGCAUGAUGACAGAAGCCGAGCAGGACAAGUGGCAGGCUGUUCUGCAGGACUGUGUCCGGCACUGCAACAAUGGCAUCCCAGAGGACUCCAAGGUGGAAGGCCCUGCCUUCACGGACGCCAUCCGCAUGUACCGCCAGUCCAAGGAGCUGUAUGGCACGUGGGAGAUGCUGUGCGGGAACGAGGUCCAGAUCCUGAGCAACCUGGUGAUGGAGGAGCUGGGACCUGAGCUGAAGGCAGAGCUGAGCCCCCGGCUGAAGGGAAAGCCGCAAGAGCGGCAGCGGCAGUGGAUCCAGAUCUCGGAUGCUGUGUACCGCAUGGUAUACGAGCAGGCCAAGGACCGCUUCGAGAAGGUGCUGUCCAAGCUGCAGCUGGCCCGGCCGGCCAUGGAGGCCGUCAUCCGCACCGACAUGGACCAGAUCAUCACCUCCAAGGAGCACCUGGCCAGCAAGAUCCGAGCCUUUAUCCUCCCGAAGGCCGAGGUGUGCGUGCGGAACCACGUUCAGCCCUACAUCCCGUCCAUCCUGGAGGCCCUGAUGGCGCCCACCAGCCAGGGCUUCACCGAGGUUCGGGACGUCUUCUUCAAGGAGGUCACGGACAUGAACCUGAACGUCAUCAACGAGGGCGGUAUCGACAAGCUGGGCGAGUACAUGGAGAAGCUGUCCCAGCUGGCCUUCCACCCCCUGAAGAUGCAGAGCUGCUACGAGAAGAUGGAGCCUCUGCGGCUUGACGGGCUGCGGCAGCGCUUCGACGUGUCCAGCACGUCGGUGUUCAAGCAGCGAGCCCAGAUCCACAUGCGUGAGCAAAUGGACAACGCAGUGUACACCUUCGAGACGCUUCUGCACCAGGAGCUGGGGAAGGGGCCCACCAAGGAGGAGCUGUGCAAGUCCAUCCAGCGGAUCCUGGAGCGCGUGCUGAAGAAGUACGACUACGACAGCAGCUCCGUGCGCAAGCGGUUCUUCCGGGAGGCGCUGCUGCAGAUCGCCAUCCCCUUCCUGCUCAAGAAGCUGGCCCCCACCUGCAAGUCGGAGCUGCCCCGCUUCCAGGAGCUGAUCUUCGAGGACUUCGCGCGCUUCCUCCUGGUGGAGAACACGUACGAGGAGGUGGUGCUGCAGACGGUCAUGAAGGACAUCCUGCAGGCCGUGAAGGAAGCCGCCGUCCAGCGCAAGCACAACCUGUACCGGGACAGCAUGGUCCUGCACAACAGCGACCCCAACCUGCACCUGCUGGCCGAGGGCGCGCCCAUCGACUGGGGCGAGCAGUACGGCGGCGGCGACGGCGGCGGCGGGAGACGGGGGGAGGCGGCGGCAGCCCCAGCCUCGGGGCCCCCGAAGCGGUCACCCCCGUCCGAGAAGCGCCGUCGGGCCAAGCAGGUGGUGUCCGUGGUCCAGGACGAGGAAGCCGGGCCGCCCUUCCCGGCGGGCUCGGAGCCGCCACCCCCCGCCUCCCCGGACAGUGUCACCGAGCUCCGCGGCCUGUUGGCUCGGGAUCCGCGGGCCGAGAGCCCCCCGCCGGCCAGCCCCCUGCCCAACGGGGCUCCCGCCCGGGAGAGCCCCCGGCCCGGGGCCGCCCCCGAGGCCGCCUCACCGCCCGCCUCGCCCCUCCGGCACCCCCCACCCGGAAAGGCUGUGGACCUCGAGCCCCCCAAGCCCAGCGACCAGGAGACCGGAGAGCAGGUGUCCGGCCCCGGCGGCCGCGCCCCCAUCCACACCACCACCGAGGACAGCGCCGGGGUGCAGACGGAGUUCUAGGCCGGUCGCCCCCGUUCCCGUGGAGGACGCAGCUCGGGGGAGGGCCCCAGCCGGGCCGGCGCGGCCGUGGGGGUGGAGGGGGCAGCGCGGGGCGCCCCGCAUUGCUCUUCUGCAGGCUGAUCUCAGAGGCAGGGGCUGGUUUCAAGCU